CUCGUUGUUACACGGGAAGCAGAGUCAGGAUAGCUUCUCUAGCUAGUUGUGAAUUGUUUGGUUCCCUGAGCAGCUCGGAGUCUUUAUAAUAGAAGUCUAUUUAUUCUUCAACAUGCUGAUCAAAGUGAAGACCCUGACUGGAAAGGAAAUAGAGAUCGACAUUGAGCCCACAGACAAGGUGGAGCGAAUUAAAGAGCGCGUGGAAGAGAAGGAAGGGAUCCCUCCGCAGCAACAGAGGCUCAUCUACAGUGGAAAACAGAUGAAUGAUGAGAAGACCGCUGCAGACUACAAGAUCCAGGGUGGCUCUGUGCUCCAUCUUGUGCUGGCGUUAAGAGGAGGAUGGAGGCCUCAGAGCUGCAGCACGCAGCUCGCCUCCUCGUCAUGAGUUGCUGCUGACACGGGACCAGCUGAGUGCCAACACUUAGAUGUUUGUGACUGUGUUGCAGCAGAAUAAUUAGGCUAAUGCAACCAAGAAAAAAGAAUGGCCCCACCAGAGAAAGGACAUUAUAUUUCAUUUGUAGAGUUUUUUUUGUUGUUGUAAGCCCUAACUGGCCUUUUCAGUCUGAGCA
Messenger RNA from Nematolebias whitei (Rio pearlfish), 569 nucleotides. It is a transcript of the gene nedd8l, whose product is annotated as NEDD8 ubiquitin like modifier, like. The record is from RefSeq and is a predicted model, not a curated record. The transcript is spliced from 4 exons. Gene Ontology annotation, cellular component: nucleus; cytoplasm. Lineage: Eukaryota; Metazoa; Chordata; Actinopteri; Cyprinodontiformes; Rivulidae. The coding region runs from base 113 to 385 and encodes 90 amino acids. Gene Ontology annotation, biological process: modification-dependent protein catabolic process; regulation of proteolysis; protein neddylation. Gene Ontology annotation, molecular function: protein tag activity; ubiquitin protein ligase binding.